AUGGUGUUAACUGGCCAUUUCAUUGAUGCUGACUGGGUUUUGCAGAAACGCAUCCUUAGUUUUGUUCAUGUUCCUCCUCCUCGGCGUGGUGUUGAUAUUGCUGAUGCAAUCUUCAAAUGUCUUAAAGAUUGGGGCAUUGAAAAUAAAAUAUUUAGUGUGUCGGUGGAUAAUGCACUCUACAAUGAUAGAUGUUUGAAAGAGUUAAAAGUUUUGAUUUUAAGGCACCGAAAGUUAGUGUUAAAUGGAAAGUUAUUUCAUGUGCGUUGUUGUGCACAUAUACUAAACUUGCUUAUUCAAGAUGGUAUUGGGAAAAUAGCAAAAAUAGUUGAAAACGUGCGUGAAAGUGUGAAGUUCAUCAAUCACUCUGAAGCAAGGUUGCAAACAUUCUCACAAAUAGUUCAACAACUAAAGCUUAGUGGUAAAAAAUUAAUUCUUGAUUGCCCUACUCGUUGGAACUCCACUUAUCAAAUGUUGUCAGUUGCAAUGCAGUUUAAAGAAGUCUUCCCUCGUUUUCAAGAUCGAGAACCAAGCUAUACGAUUCUUCCAAAUGAUGAUGAUUGGGAAAAGGUUGAAAAAGUUUCUAAGUUUCUAGAGCUAGUUUUAGAUCAAGCUAUCGAUGAUGAAUCUGAUUUUAUGAAAGAAAUGGCAGAAGCGAUGAAGGAAAAAUUUGACAAAUAUUGGAGUCAAUGUAAUCUUGUUAUGUCCCUUGCUUCUGUUUUGGACCCUAGGAUCAAAAUGAUGGGUGUUAACAUGUGUUUUCCCUUAAUUUAUUCGAAAGAUGAAGCUAGAAAAAAUAUAGAAAAUGUGUGUAUUGCUCUUGAUGACAUGUAUAAAGAGUAUGUUGAUCUACCUAGUGAGCAUAGUGAAGAAGGAUCUAGUAGAACUAUUGUUGAUCAAAAUGGGCUUAUUUUGGAGCCACAAAAAUCCUCAGGGUGGUCAUUGUUAAUGAAUUAUGUUGAAGAGCAACAAGUAAUUCCUGCUGUAAAAUCGGAAAUUGAAGAGUACUUGAAUGAACCAACUUACAAACCAAAAAAGAUAAUGGUCACAUGUCAUUUUGUGCCUUGGAAUGGUGGAAAUUGA
Messenger RNA from Vicia villosa (hairy vetch), 1080 nucleotides. Its product is annotated as zinc finger BED domain-containing protein RICESLEEPER 2-like. NCBI's taxonomy places the organism in Eukaryota, Viridiplantae, Streptophyta, Magnoliopsida, Fabales, Fabaceae. Bases 1 to 1080 code for a protein of 359 amino acids. The transcript has 2 exons. Gene Ontology annotation, molecular function: DNA binding. The record is from RefSeq and is a predicted model, not a curated record.